UGCUUACAGUCGGGAAGUAGAGGCACUUCCUCCUUCAUACCUCUCCUGGUUGUGAAACCAUAUCAUUUCAUUUUAAUGGGGAUCCAGGGGCCUGUCACAGCUCCAAACACUGAAUCCUUCUAGAUCAGGAGGUUGGACCCAAAGCUGCGGCGGAUGUCGGCCGCUUCGGUCCUGGAAGUCUCUUUAUUUUUAGUGCGUAAAAAGCGGCUGGAGUGAAAAUAAUGGCUGCGACGUAGCGCAACUUUUGGAUCCAAGGGGUGGAUGAUCGAGAGUCGGACUCAGUGCUGCUGGUGACUUUUACGGACUAGAGGGAGACUUGGAAGAGGACUUUCAGCAUGAAGAAACAGUUCAAUCGGAUGAAGCAGCUGGCCAACCAGACUGUUGGAAGAGCUGAAAAAACUGAGGUCCUGAGUGAUGAUCUCCUUCAGAUCGAGAGGCGGAUGGAGCUGGUGCGGCUGGCCUCGCACAACAUGCACAAAAGGCUGGUGUCCUGUCUGCAGGGUCAACUUGGUCCUGACACGGACAAAAGAUUUAAAAAGCUGCCGCUAGCAGGACUGUCCCAGACCAUGCUAGAAGGUGCUACUCAGCUGGGAGACGAGAGCCUGAUUGGCAAGAUGCUGGAUGUGUGUGGGGAUACAGAAAGCCGCUUAGCCAACGAACUUUUGCAGCAUGAAUUUCAGAUCGAAAGAGAGAUUCUGGAUCCUCUCAACCAGCUGGCAGAGGUGGAGAUUCCUAACAUACUGAAACAGAGGAAGCAACUCGCCAAGCUAGUUCUGGACUAUGACUCUGCAAAAGCAAGGUGGGUCCAGGCGAUUAAGUCCAGCAACCAGGCAAUGGCAGCUAAAGUAGACUCACUCAAGGACGAGAUGGACGAGGCUAUCAACAAAGUAGAAAUAUGCAAGGACCAGCUUUCUGCAGACAUGUACAGCUUUGCUUCAAAAGAGGGAGAUUACGCUCGCUAUUAUGUCAUGUUGUUAGAGGCUCAGGCAGAGUAUCACAGGAGGUCCCUGGCAGCUCUAGAAGCAGCUAUUCCCACAAUCCAACUGCAGCAAGAUUCCUGGAUGGAGAAGCCCGCAUUCGGCACGGCGCUGGAGGAGCACCUGAAGAAGAGCCACCGAGAAAUUGCUCUGCCUUUAGAGGCCUGCGUCAUGAUGCUGCUGGAGACCGGCAUGAAGGAAGAGGGACUCUUCCGGAUUGCUGCUGGAGCUUCAAAGCUUAAAAAGCUGAAAGCAGCCUUAGACUGCUCCACCUCGCAACUCGAGGAGUUCUACUCAGAUCCACAUGCAGUCGCUGGAGCCCUCAAGUCCUACCUAAGGGAAUUACCUGAGCCUUUAAUGACGUUUAGCCUUUAUGAUGAGUGGAUAAACGCCUCCAAUAUAUCUGACUCUGACAAGAGACUUCAGGCCCUUUGGGUGGCAUGUGACCAUUUGCCAAAGGCUCACAAAGCUAACUUCAGGUACCUGGUGAAGUUCCUGGCUAAACUGGCUCAGGAAAGUGAGUUCAAUAAAAUGACUCCUAGCAACAUUGCCAUCGUCCUGGGGCCCAACCUGCUCUGGGCCAAAACAGAGGGGACGCUGGCAGAGAUGGCUGCAGCUACGUCUGUCCAUGUUGGGGCCAUCAUAGAACCCAUCAUCCAACAUGCUGACUGGUUCUUCCCUGACGAGGUGGACUUCAAUGUUUCGGGCAUGUUUUCCAUGCCAAGCCACCCGCCGACCCCCGACCUAGAUCCCGUGCUGGAGAGGAAGCGCCCCGGCAGCACUGGGCAUGAAGGGGAUGCUCACACGCCCCGUAAAGACAGCCCUGUUAACAAACAUCCGGAGCCCGCUCCACGCAGAACCGGCACUGUAAAUAGAAAGCAGCCACCACUAACCUCACCCACCUUCCAAUCUACACUGCCCCCUCUGGAGACCCUGGGUUCCACCCAGCAUGUGCCGCAGUCCCCUCCGGUUCAGUCUCCAGGUCCAGAGGCUCAGCAGCUGGGUCUGAGCGCUGCCGCCGCCACUGCUGCUGGCGUUGAAGCUCAGGGGGGUGGGGUCCAGGCAGCCGCAGUGCAGCUUCAGGUUUUAACGCAGCUCAGCACAGAGGACAGCAGCCAAGCCCGAGAGGCCACCCCUCCUCCGCAGAGGAAAGGUUCACCUCAUCUUUCAGCCGGAACUUCGCACUCACCGGGUGGGUCGACAGGGCCGAGUCCACGUAUGGUCCGCAGAGGCACCAAAAAGCAGGCCCCAGCUCCACCCAAAGUGGCCAGCCCAUAUGCUUCUCAGUCCAGCAGCCCUCAGCCACCCGGCUCUCCUGGUCACCCCCCCCUCGCCACUCGUCGUCACUCCAGCAAAGAUUUCAUCCAUGCCCCGAGCCACCCACCACCACAACCUCCUCAAACCCAGCACCCCCCUCAGGGAGACACAGAGCCCUCUCCCCCAAGAACUCCCACACCUCCUGAUACUCCGCCACCAUACGCCACCGGAUCUCUGCCUCGCCCCGCCAGGCCUGCCCCGAAGCCGAGGAUUCGACCCAACAUGCCGCCGCCACCACAGCCCACAGCUAACGACAGUGGUAAUGGCCUCAUGAACUCUGCGUCCAAAAUUAUAACAGUAGAAGGAGGCCUGCUUAUUAAGGGGAUUGGAAAAGCUUUUAUCCCCAAGGUGAUCGAGGAGCAACAAGUGGAGGACUCUGCUGGUCAAGAGCCCAUCUCCACCCCAGAACCAAACCUUCACAUCGAGACAGAGAACACUCCCCUGUAGAAGAUGCUCCAGCUUCAGUCAUUAACCGAAGACAGGGUUAAACCUUCACGAUGCUUUUUUUUUUUGUCUGCUGUACGGAGUUGAACCAGAAGCCUUGUUGUACAGCGGUGGCUUAAACCACAACAAUGUUGUGCUGCCAUCGCUUCCAACAUUGAACUUUUUUAGCUGCGUGUUCUUCCGAGUGUUCAGAGAUUGGGUUUCAGAGCCACGGCCUAAAGAACCUCAAUUUUAUUGCAGCUUAACUAAGGAAAGAAAAAGGGUGCUGGAAAAAUCUCACUUUUUUUUAUACCUCUCUUCUUUUUACGCCAAAGUGUCAAAGCUAGAAAUUAUUUUGCAGACAAAAAUAUGAGUGCGGUUUUAGCUGUGUUUUAUAAUUUUUUUUUUUUGUUGAUGAGGAGAUUAGAAUUCAAUCUGCCACCUAUUUAUAAUAAAACUAAACUGCAUUUUCACUUUCCCAUUUCUGCAGAUUCAUCACACCUAAUGUGAUGUUCACACCAUGCAGGAAGGUAUCGAGAAAUGCCUAAAGGACCCAAAGAUAGCUUUGACUUUAGCGCAUAUUUAGAGUUGCAGUGACCAAAUACUUUGGGAAGGGUGCAAUAAGAGAUGCAGUUGUCUUCCACUGAUGCCGUGUUCAGAGUAUAUUGCUGCAUGUUGCGAGUAACACAGGUUAAAGUUGAUUGUUUAAUUUUUAAUCAGGAUUUUAUUUGAUGUCUGCUAAACUGAUUUUUAAAUGGAAAGGUCCUAUUUGAUGCUUUAAGUUUUAUGGUUGAAAGGGACAAUCUUCAUCUUUGUGUAACUAAUCACUCCUGAGAUCAAAGCUCAAUACAGGAGAAAAAAAAAUUAAAAUCCUUUUUUGUGAAUUA
Molecule: messenger RNA, 3604 nt
Organism: Cyprinodon tularosa
Lineage: Eukaryota; Metazoa; Chordata; Actinopteri; Cyprinodontiformes; Cyprinodontidae
Gene: arhgap17b
Product: Rho GTPase activating protein 17b
Exons: 20
Coding region: 336-2741 (801 amino acids)
Biological process (GO): signal transduction; regulation of actin cytoskeleton organization; regulation of Rac protein signal transduction
Cellular component (GO): cytosol; intracellular anatomical structure; cytoplasm
Molecular function (GO): protein binding; GTPase activator activity
Source: RefSeq, a predicted model, not a curated record